AUGGGUGGUUCGGCUUUUAGCUCGGGCAGUCAUCCUCUCAGCACCCCUCGCAUGCCAAAGCCUGUGUACGAGAAGGUCAAGGCUAGUUGCCACGAGAGGCUGAAGGAACUCUACGACUGCGUUGCGACACCUGUUCACGGCCCAGCCAAGGACGAUUUCGGUGAUGUCGAUAUUAUGCUGGCUCGACCAAAACAUGACGACCAGACGCUCCUCCGAAGCUUGGAAGUGAUCGGCAACGCUCUUGGCGCCGUGCAAAGCUUGCUCAGCGAAACGAGCUUUUCAAACUACGCACUACCUUGGCCGGCAUCGAUCUCGGAUCCUGCCGACGGUGCCACCACCGAGGAAAGGCAUGUCCAGGUCGAUGUCCGCAUUUUCGGCACCCUUGACGAGAUGAACUGGAUGCUCUUCAAACACGCCCAUGGUGAUGUAUGGAACAUCUUGGGCUCCACCAUCAGACCCUACGGUCUGACGAUAGACGAAACCGCCCUCUGGCUGCGUGUGCCCGAGAUUGAAAAGAAAAACAGGAAGCUGGCCAAGGUAUUCCUCACUUCGGAACCGGACGAUGUCAUCGAGUUCCUCGGACUUCCCACCGGCGAGUGCUGGAAUCAGCCAUUCGAUAGUCUCGAGGCAAUGUACGAGUAUGUCUCUUGCUGUCGCAUGAUGUGGGUGCCGCCUCCCUCUCUAAACGGAGACGUUGGCAGGGGCGGUGGAGCUGAGGCGGGCGCCGAAGAUCGAAAGAUACGAACAUCCAACGACCGCAGACGCAUGAAGGGGAGGCCAGCAUUCCGGAAAUGGUUUGACGAUUUCCACGUGCAGUGUCGAAAAGAGGGACGGUUCGCAGAGCAGAAGACAACGAGAGAGGCCAUCACGAAGGAGGCGCUGACGAGGUUCAACGCCGAGGCCGAAUUCAAUCAUCGCCGCGAUGCUUUUGUACAGCAAACUGUUCCAGUAUCUAAUCACAUCAUGGUUCUUGAGGAGGCACCCGCCCUGGGUUAG
This is a messenger RNA of Drechmeria coniospora, 996 nucleotides long. RefSeq lists its product as uncharacterized. The transcript has a single exon. Bases 1 to 996 code for a protein of 331 amino acids. The record is from RefSeq and is a predicted model, not a curated record. NCBI's taxonomy places the organism in Eukaryota, Fungi, Ascomycota, Sordariomycetes, Hypocreales, Ophiocordycipitaceae.